AUGCCAUCCGUGAACGGCGAGAAUAAUCCUCCAAACGCCAAUGGAGAGCAAUCAUGGAUCCUCUUCAUCUCGGGCCCGACCGGUUCAGGCAAGAGCUCUGUUGCGGAAUUCCUCGCUUCAAAUCUAAAAGCUCGAUUUAUUGAGGGCGAUGAUCUUCAUCCGAAGACCAACAUUGACAAAAUGCACAGGGGCGAAGCAUUGACAGACGAGGACCGCCAGGGCUGGCUCGAAGCAAUCAAUGAGCAAGCUACGGCCUUCAACAAAGAGCAAUCCCCAAACCACCACCUCAUCAUCACCUGCUCGGCCCUGAAGCGAGCUCACAGAGAUGUCCUCCGAGAAAGCUGUAUCAAGGCCGGAUAUUCGCUCGUCCACUUCUUCUUUCUUGAUGCGCCAGAAGCCGAGCUGAAGCGGAGGACCGAAGCAAGGAAAAACCACUUUGCAAAGGCGAAUCUCGUGCACAGUCAGUUUGAGGCGCUGGAACGACCGAGGAUUGACGAGUACGAUGCUACCAUUAUCAGUGUCGUUCCGCCGUUGGAGUCGGUGCAGAACGAUACGCUGAACGUGGCGUUGCAGUUGAUCAAUAGGAGAUAG
This is a messenger RNA of Trichoderma reesei QM6a, 591 nucleotides long. RefSeq lists its product as uncharacterized. Gene Ontology annotation, molecular function: gluconokinase activity. The coding region runs from base 1 to 591 and encodes 196 amino acids. The record is from RefSeq and is a predicted model, not a curated record. The transcript has 2 exons. Gene Ontology annotation, cellular component: cytoplasm. Lineage: Eukaryota; Fungi; Ascomycota; Sordariomycetes; Hypocreales; Hypocreaceae.